UCAUUGCAACAAUUGGCACUACCCGAGCCCGGCCCCAGUAACAUUGAACACCGAAUGUCCGUCAACAGCUGCUGGUGUUUUAAUCGAUCCUAGGCAUGAUAUGCCACUGUACUGUUUAAACUCGCUGUACUGUACGGCAGCGGGUGGGGUUGGAGUCGUUGCUGCGGGUGCAGGGAAGCGCGAGUUCGAUGCGCGUGAUGAACGAUGAGGAUGUUGGAGGGGAAUUGAUGCUUUCAAUCGACAUGGGCAAGAGCUUCGAACAAAUCACCUAUACGGCUGAACAACCAUGAACGAGCUACCUGUGCUUGGCUCGCAUUACGAAGUGUCCUCUGAUCAAGCUGCCGAAAACAGAACGCGAUGGGAAGCACUCCUAUUAGGCUUGGAUGAGAAACUCGAAGGGACAGCCGGUCAGGGUAGCGAAAAUUAUAUCCAGCGUCACUUUCAACGCGGAAUGCUACUGGCAAGAGACAGAAUCCGCUUGUUGCUCGACGCCGAUUCGCCCUUCCUUGAACUUUUGGGCUUCGCUGGUUACGAACUUCGACAUGGAUCUCCUGCUGCUAGCCUUGUCGCCGGGAUUGGGCUUGUGGGCGGCGUGAAGUGCACCAUCACGGCCCAUAUUCCCACGAUCAAUGGAGGUGCCUGGAAUGAGUAUACUGUGAAAAAGCAGGACCGACUUUCUCGAAUUGCCCAAGAGAAUGGGCUGCCCUUGAUUGCGCUGGUGCAAUCCGCUGGAGUAUUUCUCCCUCGUCAAUUUCACAUCUUUCAUCCUGGUGGCCGAUUGUUUCACGACCUUGCCGUGCGCUCCUCACUCGGGACAUCCAGCUGUGCGAUUGUUUUUGGCUCCUCAACCGCUGGAGGUGCAUACCAACCGGCAUUAAGUGAUUAUACCAUUUUCGUUGAGAAGCAAGCCCAGGUAUUCCUGGGUGGUCCUCCUUUGGUUAAGAUGGCGACAGGAGAGGUCGUCUCUGCAGAGGACCUCGGAGGAGCGGAGAUGCAUGCCGGUGUAUCAGGUUUAGGUGAUGGAUUGGCAGCAGACGAGUUUGAAGCGAUUGCGAAAGCACGUACGUGGGUGAGCACCCUUAAACACGACCCGAUCGCUCGAACUUUGCCGAUGAAGUCGUCCGAACCUUUUUACGAUCCUGAGGAGCUCCUUGGUAUCGUUUCUGCUGAUAUCCGGAAGCCAUUCGACAUGCGUGAAGUCGUCGCCCGAAUUGUGGAUGCCUCAAAGAUGGAAGAGUUCAAGCCGUUGUACGGAAAGAACCUUUUGACUGGUUGGGCAAGAAUCCAUGGCUAUACGGUCGGAAUUAUCGGAAAUGUCAACGGCGUGUUGUUCUCCCCGGAGUCCAAGAAAGGUGCCCAAUUCAUCCGCAUGUGUAACAGCACGAAUACGCCUAUCAUUUUCUUGCACAAUGUGACAGGUUUCAUGGUGGGAAAAUCAACCGAGCGGGGUGGUCUUAUCAAGGAUGGAGCUCAGUUCGUUUCUGCUGUCGCUGUCAGCAAGGUCCCGCACAUUGGAGUUAUCUGCGGGGCCAGCUAUGGAGCAGGAAACUACGCUAUGUGUGGGAGAAGCUAUGAUCCUCGGUUCCUUUUUGCAUGGCCAAAUUCUCGUGUCUCCGUGAUGGGUCCAGAUCAACUCGCUGGUGUCAUGGAACAGAUUUCUCGCUCUUCAUUGAGCAAGAUCAGCGAGGAGGAAAGAGCGAAGCGAACUGCAGAGCUCCGGGCGAAGGUGGAGCAGGAGUCGAGUGCUUAUCACACUUCAGCACAUCUCCUCGACGACGGCAUCAUCGAUCCACGUGACACGAGGGAUGUGCUUGGUAUGUGUCUCGAGGUGGUAGCAGAGACUGGCAUUGUGGGCGCAGAGGGAUUCAGAGGAGUGAGCAGGAUGUGAGCUGCAUGUGAGGGGAACUUGUGCACAUUUCUUCAGAUAUAUAUUUCAGAGCUUUGGCUUCGUACGAUUCUU
Messenger RNA from Saitoella complicata NRRL Y-17804, 1960 nucleotides. RefSeq names its product carboxyl transferase. Bases 287 to 1888 code for a protein of 533 amino acids. Gene Ontology annotation, molecular function: ligase activity. NCBI's taxonomy places the organism in Eukaryota, Fungi, Ascomycota, Saitoellomycetes, Saitoellales, Saitoellaceae. The transcript is spliced from 13 exons. The record is from RefSeq and is a predicted model, not a curated record.